Molecule: messenger RNA, 211 nt
Organism: Racocetra fulgida
Lineage: Eukaryota; Fungi; Glomeromycota; Glomeromycetes; Diversisporales; Gigasporaceae
Source: the annotation of a GenBank genome assembly
GAUCUUGAUUUGGAAGAAAAUAAUGGAUUUAAAAAUGAUUAUAGCAUUAAAUUUAUCAAAGAUAACUAUGAAUCGACUAUGCUAAAUUUAUGCUCAAUGAUGCAAUAUUUAGAUACAACUAGUAUUCAUGAAGUGUGGAGCGUCUCAACUAUUGAAGAAAAUAAAACACAUUAUGUAGUAUUAUAUGGGACUGCUAAUCACUUAUGCACUU